CGUAGGCGGGUGCGAGGGGCAGGCGUACCACAACAUGAAAGUUUUAGCAUGACACACGAAAGAAAGUGUUGUUAUUAACUAUAGUUGAUUCGCAAAUACUUGAAAAAGUUUUAGACAGAACCGGCUUCUAGCUGAUUUGAAUGUAUUUACGUUGAGAUGAAUUUUCUGUGUUAGAUACUGGAAUGUUACGGAUGUCGGUGAACUUGUAAGUGACAUCAAAAUACAGAAACCUGGAACCACUCCACUGUUCUACUGGGCUUUUCGAAAGGAGAAUGGGUCGCAAAGUGACGGUUGCUGUGUGCACUCUAAACCAGUGGGCUUUAGACUUCGAAGGAAACCUCGCUAGGAUCCUGCAGAGCAUCCAAGAGGCGAAGGAAGCCGGUGCCAACUUCAGAAGCGGCCCAGAACUAGAAAUAUGCGGGUACAGCUGCGAGGACCACUUCUACGAGGGCGACACGCUGCUGCACUCGUGGGAGGUCCUCCUGGAGCUGCUGGUCAGCCCCGUGUGCAAGGACGUGCUGGUGGACGCGGGCAUGCCCGUCAUGCACCGCAACGUCACCUACAACUGCCGCGUCGUCUUCCUCAACAGGAAAAUCCUUUUGAUUCGUCCCAAAAUGAAGCUUUGCGAUGAUGGUAACUAUAGGGAAACUCGCUGGAUGACUGCUUGGACAAAAGAGCGACAGCUAGAGGAGUAUUUCCUGCCCAGGAUGAUAUCCGCGUACACGGGCCAGACCACGGUGCCCUUCGGGGACGGCGUCCUCUCCACCAGGGACACCUGCAUCGGCUUCGAGAUCUGCGAGGAGCUGUGGAACCCCAGGAGUUCGCACAUUCCGAUGUCCCUGGACGGGGUCGAGUUGAUAGUGAACGGAUCCGGAUCGUACAUGGAGCUCCGGAAAGCUUACGUCACCGUUGAUCUCAUCAAGUUGGCGACAAUGAAGUGCGGGGGCUGCUACAUGUUCAGCAACCUGCGCGGCUGCGACGGCCAGCGGGUCUACUUCAACGGCUGCUCCACGGUCGCCCUGAACGGCCAGAUCCUGAACAGGGGCGCCCAGUACGGCCUGCAGGAAGUGGAGGUGGUGGUCGCGACCGUAGACCUGGAGGACAUCCGGACGUACCGGAACGCCAUCCGCUCGAGGAACGCGACCGCGGCGUCCAGCCCCCCGUACCCGCGCAUCGCGGUGGACUUCUCCCUGUCGUCGGACGGCGACGUGCGGCUUCCCUCGCACCGGCCGAUGGAGUGGGUGUACCACACGCCGGAGGAGGAGAUCGCCCUCGGCCCGGCUUGCUGGCUCUGGGACUACCUCAGGCGGUCCGGUCAAGGAGGUUUCUUCUUGCCACUGAGUGGCGGCGUCGAUUCAUCGAGCGUCGCCUGCAUAGUUUACUCCAUGUGUCAUCUUGUGGUCGAAUCUGUGGAGAAAGGAGACGCCCAAGUGCUGGCGGACGUGCGCAAGAUAGUGUGCGACGGGGAGUACGUUCCGUCGGACCCGCGCGACCUCUGCAACCGGCUGUUCAUCACCUGCUACAUGGGCAGCGAGAACUCGUCGGCGGAGACCCGCGCCCGCGCCGCCGCCCUGGCCCAGAAGGUGAAGAGCUACCACAUGAACAUCAGCAUAGACGUCGCUGUGAGCGCGGUGCUCGGCAUAUUCACCUCCGUGACGGGACUCGUCCCGAAGUUUGCGUCCCGCGGCGGCAGUGCCAGAGAGAGCCUGGCUCUGCAGAACAUUCAAGCGCGGCUGAGGAUGGUGCUGGCGUACCUGUUCGCCCAGCUCGUGCUGUGGGUGCGCGGCCGCUCGGGCGGGCUGCUGGUGCUGGGAUCGUCCAACGUGGACGAGGCCCUGCGCGGCUACCUCACCAAGUACGACUGCUCCAGCGCCGACGUCAACCCCAUCGGCGGCGUCUCCAAGACGGACCUGCGGCGCUUCCUCGCCUACGCCCGGGCCAAGUACGACCUGCCGGUGCUGGACGACGUGGUGGCGGCGCCCCCCACGGCCGAGCUGGAGCCCCUGGCCGGCGGCCGGCUGGCCCAGACGGACGAGCAGGACAUGGGCAUGACCUACCUGGAGCUGAGCGAGUUCGGCUCCCUGCGCAAGCGGCUCUUCUGCGGGCCCUACUCCAUGUUCUGCAAGCUGGUGCACUCGUGGCACGGCCAGUACACCCCGGAGCAGGUCGCUGAGAAGGUGAAGCACUUCUUCCGCUGCUACGCCAUCAACCGGCACAAGAUGACGGUCCUCACCCCGAGCUGCCACGCUGAGUCGUACAGCCCGGACGACAACCGCUUUGACCACCGCCCCUUCCUCUACAACGUAAAGUGGUCGUGGCAGUUCCGGGCGAUCGACGACCAGCUGCAGCAGCUGUCCGCCGCCGGCGAGGGCAGCCCGGAGAAGGCGUCGCCGGCCGCCCAGGCCAGCGCUUCCCAAGGUCACGCCGGCCAGGCGGCAGGGGCGAGGCCGGGGGGAGCCAAGCCCGCCCCGGGGGUCCUCACGAAGGUGCUCAACACCGAGCCCAACAAGGGCGUGGUGGUGCCCGGUGGCGCGGAGGACGGCUCCAGGAGCCGCCAGCACCACUCGCUCUACGUCAGCGCCAAGGACACGCCGGCGCUGUCCUUCCAGCGGCGAACUGACACGACGCUGGUGCACAUCCUGUGAGACGGCGUGGCGCGCUCUCUCGGGUCCCGAGCGCAGCGCGGAAGGAUUUCUGUCUGUUCAUCUGAUGUGGCUCAUCUAAAUAUGUACUUGUUUCGAAAACGGUAAUGCCUACGAGCAACAAAAUUGAAAGGAUUAAGGGGUAUGCCUCCCAUUUCAGGUCAUGAUUUAACAUUCAUAUCAAUCACAGAUCAACUUUUAGAAUUUUUUUUCAAUAACUUUCACGAAAUGUAAAAUACGUACUGGGCAUACAUUUUGAAUAAUCAGCUGCUAAAGUUACAUUUUUUUUUAACGUUUUUUGUGUGUUGUACAAAUAAGGAUAAUUUAAUUUAUUGCAGAACUGAAACUUUUUUUUAGGUUUUAACUGCGAUGCCGCCGGCUGCUUCGUGAUAAUGGUUUGCAUUUCUAUCACAAAAAAACUUGUUUCGUGUUUUUUGGCCUGUCGAAAUCGUAACAAAUUUGAGAAUUUUGAAAUGCCAGGUAAAAAUUAAUUAAUAUUUUCUGAAAGAAAUUCAAACCAUUUCUUGAAGUAGCCAGUGGCAUUGCAGUUGAACCUAAAAAAAUUUCAGUUCUGCGAUCAAUUGAAUUCUCCUUAUUUGUACGACCCAAAAAUGUUCAAAAUGUAACUUUAGCAGCUAACUAUCCAAAAAUAUAUGUAUAAAAUGUAUAUAUUUUACAUUUUGUGAAAGUUAAACAAUUGGAAAAGUCUACAAGUUCACUUGUAAUUACUGUAAAUAUAAAAUCUUUACAUAAAAUGGGAGGCGCCCCCUUAAGCUAGAUUCGAAAUGAUUCGUGACAUGCAGCCAAUCAGAUGGCCCCGAAAAAUUCCAUUCAUCCGUCCGUCGAAACCUUGCCAAUCUCUUAACUUUUGACGUACGGCCGGAUGGAAUUAUAUCUUCAAAAAAAAUGUUUGAAAAGCAUUAAUUUUUUUUAAGGGUUUUUAAUAGUUAGUUUGUUUCUUUAGAUGCUUCUGUAUUGUGUUCAUAACUUACCCGUGAACACGUUUUAAGUUUGAUAUUUGAAACAAAAAGUGUCCGAGACGCAAAAGUAAUUAAUACAUUCAAAUAAAUAUUUUGUAGUUAUUUUAAUCAUUUCUAAGUGUCCAGGGUACAUGAUCAUCGAAAUGGUAAACCUUUACAAAAGAAAUUUUCUCAAAAAUUUUAAACCUUAAUAGUUAGUUGGCAGCGUGCCAGUAGAAAAAUAUCACGACCGACAAGCGGAUCAUUUUGAAUCAUUUGGCCUGUUGGCGGAUGGCGGACGGAUGCGACGACGGAUCAUUGUGAGUCCAGCUUUAGUCGCAAAACUUCAGGUUCAAGCAGCAGCACAUUUUGCUGACUUGAAAUUUUUUUUUUUUUGGCCCCCUUACUUAAGUUUAUAGUCACACAUUUGAAUGUAAGUAGUUGAGGACUUCUGCUGAAAUCAUGUGAGCAUUAUCCCGGGAAUGGUUUUAGCUUUCCAACUUAUAAAUUGGCACAUUGCUGUGAAUAGUAGAUUUAAUCUGCAUUAUAGAAAAAUUGUGUUAAAAAUUUUUUGCUAGGUACUUAUAAAUUUUGGCAUAUGAACAGGAAAAUUUUAAAUUUUUAAAUUUUUAUUUACUGGUAAAUGUUUUUAACUCACCUUGCAGAAAAUUUAAUUAUGUGGGAUUUCCUUAAGAAGGUUUUGCAGUUAUAUUGAAUUUUGCAUAAAUAUAUACAUACAAAUAUGCGGUGUGAAAUUCGAGGCCGCAAUAUAUCUUUGAAGGUGGAGCUGAACAAAUUUUCAUUGUAAAUAAUAGAGAAAGUAUUUAAGUUUGAACGCAAAUUGAAUAUCUUUUUUAAAAUUCAGGGUGUCCAUAAAAGAACGUUCCAGUUUGGGUGGUGUAUUAUAGCUGUUUAAAUUAGACUAUUUACAACAAAUCAUACAUCAAAUUGAAGGUAAAUUAACCUAGUUUUUUUUCUUACAAAUGUUCAAUAUGCGCACCUUCAGUUGUACGGCACACAUCCAAGCUAAGGUCCAAUUCUUCCCACACUUUGGUUAAUACUUCCGGAGUAAUGGAAGCAAUAGCCUCUUCGAUUCUGCGUCUCAACUCUGGAAAAUAAUUAGGUAGCGGCGGAACGUAGGCACGAUCUUCUAUAAAGCCCCAAAGGAAAAAAAAAAGUGCCUGGUGUUGCGUCAGGUGAACGUGGAGGCCAGCGAAAAAAGAGCUAUGUCGUCUCAACCAUUACGGACCAAUCCAACGGUCAGGGACUUUUGACGUCCAAACACUCUCGUGCAAAGUUAUUCCGUUGGGGAGGGGCUCCAUGCUGUUGCCAAAUAAAGUUUACAUGUUCGCCCUCUACUAAUUAUUUUUGCGCAGGUGGCGUUGCAAGCAAGAAAACAACAAAGCAGUACUCGUGCAUGCGCUUACUUAAAACCACUCGAAUUACUCUUUGUGACCGUGAAACAAAACUCUACAAUGCAUACAGUUGAAAACAAUUAAAAUUUAUAACUAGGACAUUUUUUAUGGACACCCUGUAUUUCCGGCAGAAAAGCAAAUUGAAGGGAAGUUUAGAGUUAAAAAAUUUCCGUGAUAACCCUUAAUAAGUUAAAGAGUAAAAAACUAAAAAAAAAAUCAACAUGGCAGGCAAAACCAAUACUUAAAAUUACCUAAAGCAGACGUUUAUGCGUACUGAAAGUCUGAUGUGCUAACAAAUGAAAAUACUAAAUCCUCAAUUCUUCUGGCCACGGUUUGUCUUCUUGUAAAAACGCGUGGCUCCCAAAGUAUUGCCCUUGGCUUUCCAAGUAAAAGUAUUCAUUUUUAUUUUUUAAGGUUGUGCUUAGCUAAUAAGUUUGUCUGCGAGUGAGUUGUACUCACGUGUUUUUUAUCUGUAGAGUGAAUUGUAGAGGCACUGCGCGCACAGGGCUUCGCGAUCUAAGUCUGCCGUGCCGACAAACUCGCGAUACAAAAACCGCUUGACCAAUCAGCAUCAAGGAUGCGUAGCGAUAAAGAAAAAUGCAGAAAAAUUACUUUUUGACGUGAUAACGUCUUAUAAAUCGAUGAACGCCGGCUGUACGCGCGAAAAAUUGUCACGUUCCGCCUGAGCCGAGUGUGCACGAACCGGCCAACCACCGUGCGAGAAAACGUUCUACAAUAUCAAACAGGUUAAGGCCGGCUUUUUUAACUAAUUGUUUCGUGAUUAUAUUUAAACAAAUUAUUUAAAUUAAAUUCGCAAAAACUGUAAAUAAUAUUUAAAAAUUAAAAAGUACGCAAUUUUUCGUCAAUGUUUUCUAAUGACGUUAUCACGUAAAAAUUAUCGUCCGUAAACCGACUUUACUGACAACCACCUUUUUUUUUCUUUAAACUCGUUAUUUCAUGUCAUACUUGCAUUUUAUCGCCAGAAGACAGCUACAAACGCCCACCCACAAUGAAACAAGUUGUACAGUGACAAUGCUAUCUUGGGCAAGUUGCUCAUCAGCCCAAACUCACUAUGUAUCUGCAUACUCACUCUUACUGUUUUGUGGUCACAUUCUGUUGCGAGUACUCAUUUGACGAUUAAUGGUGUAUUUAGAUGGUAAUGUCAGACAUGAUUAUUUGUCGCAUUCAAAAUGCUUCUGAUUUGUUACUAAAGUUGGAAAUGUGUAUAUUGCAAAGCCGCACAUAAACAGGGAAGAAUGUAAAGAUAAAGGUAUGAGGGAUUGAUUGUACUGAUAAUUACAACCAAUUUUGUUCAUACCAAGCUUAACAUUCCAUCUAUAGAGAUUCUUUUGAAUUAAUUUCUUUAAAUCUGUACUUAGAUUUUAAAAAAUGCUUUGUUUUUAAAAUUAUUUAUGAACUUAUUUAUACUAAAGUAGUGAAAAAUAAUAAAAAUUAUGAACUAAA
Molecule: messenger RNA, 6480 nt
Organism: Bacillus rossius redtenbacheri
Lineage: Eukaryota; Metazoa; Arthropoda; Insecta; Phasmatodea; Bacillidae
Gene: Nadsyn
Product: glutamine-dependent NAD(+) synthetase
Exons: 16
Coding region: 273-2645 (790 amino acids)
Biological process (GO): NAD+ biosynthetic process
Cellular component (GO): cytoplasm
Molecular function (GO): glutaminase activity; ATP binding; NAD+ synthase (glutamine-hydrolyzing) activity
Source: RefSeq, a predicted model, not a curated record